GGAAAAAGAAAGUUUAUCAGACUAUGUGCAAAGCAAGAAUCACUUGGAUCUGUGGGGCUUUUAUGUCUGACUUGCUUUUUUGGUACUGAGGAUUGAACUCAGAGGCGCUUUACCAUUAAAUCACAUCCCUAACCCAUUUUAUUUUUUAUUUUGAAUAAGCAUGUCACUAAGUUACUUAGGGCCUCACUGAUUUGCUGAGACUGGCCUCAAACUUUCGAUCCUCCUGCCUCAGCCUCCAGAAUUGCUGGCAUUACAGGCAUGCGCCACUGUGCCCAGCUCUGACUUUUUUUCACUGCUCAGAGAGUCUUGAGCAAGUCAGUGAUGAUGUGACUUGCAAGGACCUGAGUUGUGGAGUCAGACAGAUGGGGGUUAAUCUUGGCUUUCCCACCAACCUUGGACUGGGCACUUGACCUAAUCACUCCUCAGUUUCCUUAUCUGUAAAAUGUGUGAGUGUGGGUAUGGGGGUGAACAACGUCUCAGGACUCCCACGGGCCCUGGAAGUCCUGGCCUGGUGGAGGAUUCGUGUUGGCUUUUCCCCACGGCUGACAAACACUCCUCUUUGAUCCCAGACACCGCAGUGAUCAGCCCUCAGGACCCCACGCUCCUCAUCGGCUCCUCCCUGCAAGCCACGUGCUCGCUGCACGGGGACCCUCCUGGGACCACGGUCGAGGGUCUCUACUGGACCCUCAACGGGCGUCGCCUGCCCCCUGAGCUCUCCCGGGUGCUUAAUGCCUCCACCCUGGCCCUUGUUCUGGCCAACCUCAACGGGUCCAGACAGCAGUCUGGGGACAACCUUGUGUGCCACGCCCACGACGGCAGCAUCCUAGCUGGCUCCUGCCUCUAUGUUGGCUUGCCCCCAGAGAAGCCCUUCAACAUCAGCUGCUGGUCCAAGAACAUGAAGGACCUCACGUGCCGCUGGACUCCAGGGGCCCACGGGGAAACUUUCCUUCACACCAACUACUCCCUCAAGUACAAGCUGAGGUGGUACGGGCAGGACAACACGUGUGAGGAGUACCACACAGUGGGCCCUCACUCCUGCCACAUCCCCAAGGACCUGGCUCUCUUUACACCCUAUGAGAUCUGGGUGGAGGCCACCAAUCGCCUGGGCUCAGCGCGCUCUGAUGUGCUCACGCUGGACAUCCUGGACGUGGUGACCACGGACCCCCCACCCGACGUGCAUGUGAGCCGAGUUGGGGGCCUGGAGGACCAGCUGAGUGUGCGCUGGGUCUCACCGCCAGCUCUCAAGGAUUUUCUCUUCCAAGCCAAGUACCAGAUCCGCUACCGCGUGGAGGACAGCGUGGACUGGAAGGUGGUAGAUGAUGUGAGCAAUCAGACCUCGUGCCGCCUGGCGGGGCUGAAGCCAGGCACCGUGUACUUCGUGCAAGUGCGCUGCAACCCCUUUGGCAUCUAUGGCUCCAAGAAGGCGGGGAUAUGGAGUGAAUGGAGCCACCCCACAGCCGCCUCCACUCCCCGCAGCGAGCGCCCGGGCCCCGGCGGCGGCGCGUGCGAGCCGCGGGGUGGCGAGCCGAGCUCGGGGCCGGUGCGGCGCGAGCUCAAGCAGUUCCUGGGUUGGCUCAAGAAGCACGCGUACUGCUCGAACCUUAGCUUCCGCCUCUACGACCAGUGGCGAGCCUGGAUGCAGAAGUCGCACAAGACCCGCAACCAGCACAGGACGAGGGGAUCCUGCCCUCGGGCAGACGGGGCGCGGCGAGAGGUCCUGCCAGAUAAACUCUAGGGAUGGGGCUACCUUCCUGGCUAAGUGGAGACUCAGAGGCUGAACUCAAACUGGGGCCACCUUUGUACUCUCACCUUAGGGCACCUGAGCACCAUCAGCAGGAGCUGGGGCAGGUGCUCUGAGCUCCGACAGCUCUGGCCCCCACGUCAGGCCACCCUUGGGUGCACCUCCGGUGUUAUGUUGGGACAUGAGCUGGUUGAGCUACCCAGAACCCCUACAGGGCUGGGAGUAAAGAGAAGUCAUUACUUUGCCCCCCAGUAACCCUCCAAAAGAAUAUUUUAAAAUAAAUGAGCUAUUUAGGUGC
This is a messenger RNA of Marmota monax (woodchuck), 2039 nucleotides long. It is a transcript of the gene Crlf1, whose product is annotated as cytokine receptor like factor 1. Gene Ontology annotation, molecular function: cytokine receptor activity; protein binding. The record is from RefSeq and is a predicted model, not a curated record. Gene Ontology annotation, cellular component: external side of plasma membrane. Bases 443 to 1735 code for a protein of 430 amino acids. NCBI's taxonomy places the organism in Eukaryota, Metazoa, Chordata, Mammalia, Rodentia, Sciuridae. Gene Ontology annotation, biological process: cytokine-mediated signaling pathway. The transcript has 8 exons.